This is a messenger RNA of Vigna radiata var. radiata (mung bean), 1672 nucleotides long. RefSeq names its product E3 ubiquitin-protein ligase CHFR. Lineage: Eukaryota; Viridiplantae; Streptophyta; Magnoliopsida; Fabales; Fabaceae. Gene Ontology annotation, biological process: ubiquitin-dependent protein catabolic process; protein ubiquitination; mitotic cell cycle checkpoint signaling. Gene Ontology annotation, molecular function: metal ion binding; ubiquitin-protein transferase activity. The record is from RefSeq and is a predicted model, not a curated record. The coding region runs from base 92 to 1486 and encodes 464 amino acids. The transcript is spliced from 15 exons. Gene Ontology annotation, cellular component: nucleus.
CCUAUAUCAAUCAAGAUCAUCAAUCCUUUCAAGUUUGAACUUGAACCUUUGUACUCCACUUCACCGACCAAAUAGGCUUUUCUUGUGAUCAAUGGAGGAAACAGGAGAAUGCUCUUCUUCAACUUCAGCAAAGCACUUAGAUGAAAUUUGGGCCAAACUUGUUCCAUCAGACGAGAGAUAUUCAGAUGUGGAGAUAAGGUCAGAUGAAAAAGUAAUAUCUUCAGAGAUAUCAGCUACUUCUAGUGACAAACGUAGCUGGUGCAAAAUAGUACGGAAUCCUGACCUAUGUUCGGCCACAAUGGAGAACAAGAGUCAAGAUACAAUUCUUGUUGAUGGGGCUGUGAUACACAGUGAUGACACCAUUGUCAUUAAGGAUGGAAGCCAAAUUAUCCCAGGUCCUGAUAGGGAAGGAUUUGUCAGCUACAAAUUUCAUAUAAUGUCUAGCCCAGAUGGCUCCCAGAGGCAGCUAAAGAUAUGUGUAGAUGCUGAUCACGCGAAGUGUAGCAUUUGCUUAAACAUAUGGCAUGAUGUUGUUACUGUAGCUCCAUGCCUUCAUAAUUUUUGCAAUGGUUGCUUCUCAGAGUGGUUAAGGAGAUCAAAGGAAAGACAUGCAUCUGUACUUUGUCCUCAAUGCAGAGCAGUAGUUCACUUUGUUGGAAAAAAUCACUUUUUGCGUAUAAUUGCUGAGGAUAUGCUGAGGGCUGAUUCUUCACUAAGACGCCCACAUGACGAAGUUUCACUUUUAGAUUCUUAUGCAUCAGUACGAUCAAACCUUGUCAUUGGAUCUGGAAAGAAGAAUCGAAAGAGGGCUUCCGCACUACUAGAAGAUCAAAGUGAUGGCACAUAUCAUCAGUGCCCACAGUGUGUUACUGAAGUUGGUGGAUUUGGUUGCAAACAUGACACUGUUCAUCUCCAAUGUCAAGCAUGUGGAGGAAUGAUGCCUUCCCGUACUGGUUUUGGCAUUCCUCAGUAUUGUUCAGGAUGUGAUAGGCCAUUCUGUGGAGCUUAUUGGCAUGGUCUAGGAGUAACCGAGAAUGGCUCUUACCCUGUUUGCUCCCAGGAUACAUUUAGGCCUAUUUCAGAACACCCUAUUUCGAGCAUUCCAUUGUUAACACAUGAAAAGAAUCUCCAUGAACAGAAGAUAACUGAUAGUUGCAUUAGACAAAUGGGAAGGACAUUGCCGGAUGUGGUAUCAGAAUGGAUACAAAAGCUGGACAACAGAGAAAUCGAUAGAUCGCGAAUGAUGCUAAAUCAUGCUGAGACGAUUACUGCUCGAACUUUUGUAUGCCGUGACUGUCAUCACAAGUUGGUGUCGUUUCUCCUUUACUGGUUUCGCGUCUGUAUACCCAAAUCUCUUCUUCCACCAGAUGCAUCAGCGAGACAAGAUUGCUGGUAUGGAUAUGCAUGUCGAACACAGCACCGUAGUGAAGAGCAUGCUCGUAAGAGAAAUCAUGUGUGCCGUCCAACCAGAGGCUCAAACGUGUGACUAUAAUGUCAGCAUUUUUCUUUCAAGUUCGAACUGUUUUCUUAUUCUUCCCCUUUUCAACAAUACUAUGUGUUGUGUCAGUUAGACUUUUCCUCUUGUUGGAUCAAUGACGCUAAUUCCUGGAUUCAAAGCACUUCAAAAUUUAAAAAGUGGUGAUUAUCUAGCAAGUAGUCUUGUUACAGAAAA